AUGUCCAGCAACUCACUAUCACCCUUGCGUGUUGUGUAUUGGACACGUUGGUUCAAUGGGCUCAUGUUUGACGGCCAAGAUCUCGGCUUAAAUGAACGAGAGUGUCCUAUACCAAAAGGCUAUAAUAUAACCGGCGAACCAUGGUGCACGAUCACGCCGUCCCUGGAGGAUGUUGGCGAUGCUGCUGGUGUAGUAUUCCAUGCUGCCGAUUAUUAUCCAUCCACGGUACCUGAUCGCAUCGAGAAUCAGCCAUGGAUCCUUCAAACACAAGAAUCGCCACUCACAGCACCCUUUCGAGCUGAUGAACAUCGUAUGGAGCCAUUCACCUAUCUCGCCUCUUAUCACCUCAAAAGCUCGUUCUUGUUUUCGUAUUACUCGCCAGCUAUUAUGGACAUUGCCAAUCGCCCACUUCCUAGCAACUUUAUGGAUACCAAGACGACAAAGGCACCCAUUGUGUGGAUCGCACGCAAUUGUCAGGCUUCAAGUGGACGACAGCACUAUGUUGGUGAAUUGAUGAAAUACAUUAAGGUGGAUAGUUACAGCACUUGUUUGAACAACCAAGACUUUCCAGACGACAAGACACGCAUGGAAUUGAUAAGCGAGUACAAGUUUUAUUUGGCUAUUGAGAAUGCCAACUGUGAUGAUUAUGUGACGGAGAAACUUUUUGACACCUUUCUUGCUUCAACGGUGCCUAUUGUCGAUGGCCCCAAAUCGUAUGAUGGCUUUAUACCCAAUGAGCGAUCCAUUAUUCGCAUGGAUGCCUAUCCUGACCCACGUGAUCUCGCUGCCUACAUUGAUUACCUUGACAAGAACGAUACAGCCUAUUUGGAGCAUUUAUCAUUCCGCACGCAAGUGCUUGACGUUGCACCGAGGGAUCGAUUGGAUCCUUCUUUCAUUAGUAAUUGGAGUGACCCGGCACUGCAUAAUCAACGUAAUAGCUGGUGUUCGAUUUGUCGAGGCAUGGUCCCUUGGUGGAAUGCACGAAGCAACAAUGGUCCGCCUCCUUCACUGGAUGAUCAUCGUCUUGUCGUUGAUGAUACUUGUUCACCCAAGGGCAAAUGGGAUUAUGUACUCAAUGGUCCACCCUACAUCCCCGAAUGGGAGCCAUCCAAACCUUAUACCGUACCAUCAGCCAAUGACACUACCACCAUCAUCAGACCUGAAGAAGAUGAUUAUGAUCUAUUUGGCACCGUGGAUGAUAUCACCACCGCACGACUCAUUUGGAUGAUUGAAAUUCUAGCGGGCGCAUUAUUUAUCAGCAUUGUCUUUGGUGUCACCUUCAAGAGACGACGACAACAACAGCUCCUCAGGAAAAGCAAACAAGCCGAAAUGGAUCAUGAGAUGUGUAUAUAA
Messenger RNA from Lichtheimia ornata, 1353 nucleotides. RefSeq lists its product as uncharacterized. NCBI's taxonomy places the organism in Eukaryota, Fungi, Mucoromycota, Mucoromycetes, Mucorales, Lichtheimiaceae. Gene Ontology annotation, cellular component: membrane. The record is from RefSeq and is a predicted model, not a curated record. The transcript has 4 exons. The coding region runs from base 1 to 1353 and encodes 450 amino acids. Gene Ontology annotation, molecular function: alpha-(1->3)-fucosyltransferase activity.